Molecule: messenger RNA, 695 nt
Organism: Plasmodium coatneyi
Lineage: Eukaryota; Apicomplexa; Aconoidasida; Haemosporida; Plasmodiidae
Exons: 4
Coding region: 112-465 (117 amino acids)
Source: RefSeq, a predicted model, not a curated record
ACAGCAUUUGUAAUUUUUUUCGGCAGAAAGGAAACGUGUUACUAUAUUUAUAAAGCCUUUUUUCGCCUCACCGAAACGGUAGAAUGACAAAAUUUAAAACGUUCAUUUAAUAUGGAUUUUAACUCGAGGAAAAAGAAAAAGAAAAAUAAUAAUAACAAUGACAUAUACAAUGAAAAUAUAAAUAUAUACCUAGAGGAAAAUGACAACUACAUACUUGACUUGGAGAAGAAGGUUCAGACCCUCAAACUGCUUGGAUCCAACCUGAGAGAUGAAGUCCGCACAUCCAACUCCCUCCUGGAUAAUUUGUCGGACAGGAUGGAAAACGUGAACAGAAAAUUAACAGGAGUGUACAGGCGCGUGAAAAAUAUUAUAAAGACAAAGGGAAAUAAAUACAUGUUUUACCUCGUCCUGUUCUUCCUAUUUUUGCUAUUUUUUAUGAACUACUUAUAUCGGAAGAAUAGAUAAAGUGUGCGUUUGCGGAUGUCUUCAUCUGCUUAGUGUUACGUUAGCGUAGGCACCCGAGCAAGUGUUACUUUUAAAGGAGAUCUCCCCUUUUAAUCCCCUCCCGUGAAUUAUUUGGCGCAGUUUGCGCAGCUAUGGCUGUAUAGUUUUUUUUUUACGUCCCCGCCGGAGCGUGUGUAGAUAUACAUAUAUGUAUAUAUGUGUACACACGCGCGUAAUUAUUUACAUAAAUA